Molecule: messenger RNA, 3440 nt
Organism: Pantherophis guttatus
Lineage: Eukaryota; Metazoa; Chordata; Lepidosauria; Squamata; Colubridae
Gene: TMEM232
Product: transmembrane protein 232
Source: RefSeq, a predicted model, not a curated record
GCGCAGGAAUAACCGCCAGGGAGCCGGGAUCUCAAGCGGCACUGAUGAGCUUCUCCUCUCCCACUCCGUGAAGUCCCUUCCUGCUGCGUCGGUGGCAACGGUCGCCACGACUCAUUAAAACCCCGCGAAGGGAUCGCGUGGGGCCGAGAUCCUGGGCGCUUGUCCUUUUCGCCUCCUCCUCCGAGUAGGGUAAAUUUAACAAGACGGUCACGGACGAGGUUCAAAAUCGGGAGCUUCCCAAAGGGAUGAUUUUAAUCCCGGCAGGUUGCCUGGUAACCCGGUUAGGCGCUGUCCUUAGCACUGGAUCGUGAGCUGCUGUUCCACGUUUUACUUAACGCCCGCCCAGGUGAAGGGCAGCACGGAGUGGACUGUGGAGGGGUUGAGAAAGUUAAGCGGGUUCUUCGGACCUGCUUCGUCCUCGUAGUGGAAACUAUAUCUGAAGAAACCGCUGAGAAAUCACUUCCAUUCUGCGGGGAGAAAACAGUAGGAGUAACAGUUCCCUGGAGUACAUGACAGAAAACUUUUAAAGUUUUCUGUAGAGGAAAUGAUAAUUUUUCCUUUUGGCUAUACUGUUUUUGUUUUAAGAUUGAAUUUACAACACUAUGCCCAUUUUAAAAGUGCCGGUGCGUUAUAACUUUGGCAUUGUGUCCCAUGAUGAGCAUGAAAAGCUUCAUCGGAGACUGGUGACUGAAUAUCUGAAAAAAGGGUUGGCUGAUUUCAAGAUAAAACCACGUAGAAAUCCAUUUGAACUUACUGAAGAAUUCAUUGAGAAUUUCAAUAAUGCCUCAGAAACAGAAAGAAAGGAAGCAUUCAUAGAUCUGGCUAAAAAAAUGCUUGUUAGAUGCAAGAGACGAUUGGGUCUCAACAUAUUAGGUUGUGGGAAGUAUGUGAAUCUUCCAGUCGCAUGGACCGAGGCAAUAAUGUUAUCGCAGUGCAAAGGAGAAAUUAGUGAAGAAGCUCUUGAGAUUCUUGGAAUUUCAUUGGAUCAUGCCCCCAUUGCUCCAGAACACACCACUAUUUUAUUUUUUGUAGCAGAAUGCAUUUUGUAUAAACUCUGUUAUGACGCAGCACAGAAACCGUAUCUAUUCUCAUGUGAAAUCAAAUUGUUGAAGCUUGGGUUUUUAGUCUUUUUAAGACUACUGCUGCUAUAUUUAUUUGGUUACCAGAGGUAUUCCGAAGAACACAAAUACAGGCUUCAGACUGGCUUGAAAGCAUUAGCAGCAUGUGAAAUGUGCUAUCAACUUUACCCAAACAUCCUUUUUAUGGUGCAAUUUAUGCUGAAGGCUGGAGAAAUUAUCUGUGAAACAGCAGUGGUUUCUGAAUCACAAUUAGAAUCCCAGGAAAAUUUAGAAGAAAUGGAGGAAAAAGCACUUCAUGACACAACAUCCACAACUGCCAGCUCAGCAGCUGAGUCAAAUUCCAAACAAAAGCAAUUCAGAAUUAAGCCAUUUCUUUGGCACAGCCUUCUUGUUUGGGUUUGUGUACAUAAUAGCAGCUCUGAAAUAGAUGCAGUCCUCAUGCAUGUCCUAUUCUAUAAGGAACAGCUUCAUCAAAAAAACUGGUUGGAAUCAGUACUGGCCUUGAUGGUACUGGGAGAAAGUGCCAAAUUAAAUAUGUCAUGUCUGAAAAUUUUAAUGGACCUAGUAAAAUAUUUUAUUUCAAGCUCUGUGCCUCUUCAAAAACAGGAAAAGAGUAACAAGAAAAAGAUGUCAUGUUGGCACUGGCAAAUCGGAUACAUAUAUACAAAUAUCCUCAGAGAAAUCUGUUUGCAUGGCAUUAAUGCAGAUUUACAAAAAACCGCUUUUCUUGGAUUCUGUGACUGUGGAAAGGAACAUGAGAACGACAAAGAAUUAAGAGGAGCAAAUUUUCCUGAUCUUUUGAACUUCUGCCUUCCAUCUGAUGACUAUAAUGAUCCCUUCUGGGUUAUACGUUACGGUGUGAUCUACAAUCUUGUUAUCCUGCGUAGUGAACUCUUGGGAGAUGUGAAUCGAGAAGGAUUAAGAAAUGCUGUCUGGCGAACUUUACAAAAACAAAAGGGUACUGAAAAGGAUGAUCGCGUCCUGGAUGCAGCAAAAGUAGCAGAGGUUGAAGCCAAAGGUCAAAUAAACACUUCCCUUUCAUCAAAAGAGCCAUCAAAUUCUACUUAUCUCUUGUCAUCCCAAUGCAUUGGUUGGAGAGUCACUACUGCCAUGUGCCAUCAUUUCCUGCCACCCAUUGGCCCUAAUAUCCCUUUGUCUCAUCUGCCUGAGCGGAAACCAGUAUUAUUGCCACAUCAAAAAUUGGAGCCAGUUACAGAGAAGAAAACCAAACGCUUGUCUUUAAGGGAAGAACUUUUGCAAGCUGGUGUACCAAAAUAUCCAUAUCCUGAUUACCUUACACGUACUGAUAUGGAACUAAGGAGAAUCAUAAAUGCUCAGUGGAAAAGGGAAUUGCAGAUCAGGCUUCAGCUAGAAGAGAAACUCCAAGAAUUAGAGCGUCAAGCAAAGGAAAAGUUGGAAGAGGAACACUUCAGGCAAAUAAUGAUAUGGCGCUUAGAAAAGCUGCACAAGACAACCAGGCCAUACGAACUGCCCUUUAAACAUGAAGACACAAAAGCAGCAGAAGCAAGCAGCAGCACUCAGCUGUCAAAUGUAUAACUGUCAGAAACAUGGAAACCAGCUGUGUAAAAAGAUAACUACACCCUAAAGGCAAAUAUAUGUAUUAAAGCUUCUUUCCCCCUCUCACACUCUUUUUUUUUUUUGAGUUAAAGCUCUGCAAUAUUGAGUAAUGAAAUGUGGAUAAGAAAGUGCUAAAGCCAUAAUUGCUGCUGUAUUCCUGAUUGCAGUUGCUUCUCCAACAGUUUUUCAUUGUGAUGUUCCACAUGUGUGUUUAUAAGAAUAAAAAUAUAUCAGAAAUCCUAUGAGGGAAGUUAGACCAGCUUGAGAGUGUUUUUGCAUAUAAACACAGAAGAUGAGGAAAAGGUGAGGCACUGCCUCUCAUCUUAGCAAGGCAGCUCAGCAAGACACUGUCUUCAGUUUCAUAACACUGAUACGUAAUGAUUAAUUGAAUUGUCUCCCAUGAAAUAUGGGGAAUCUCUUUCUGGAAUAAUAAUUUUCUGAAACUAGUGUUUCUGGAUUACAUCACACCUUUGUUUUUGUUACUGUUUUGGCAUAAUCAGAUAUUCUAAACAAUGUCAAGAAAAACCACCUGAAAAUUGCUUAGUAAUAUCUUUAUCCAAUGGUCUCUCUGUUGCCAUUAAAUUCUUCCUAAUCUUAUAUUCUCCUCUCAUUACUUUGUACUUACACAAAGCCUUUCCUUCCUCUCUACAUAAUUGUGCUACCAAUUUUGCCAUAUUGCUUUCUUUUUAUUUGUGGAUAUUUUAUGCAUUUAUCCAAAUUUGUAUGAUGCUCGUUCAAGCAAUUUAAGGCAUAUUCUCUAAUGUAUAAACCUGCUGAAAGCAA